Molecule: messenger RNA, 852 nt
Organism: Aedes aegypti (yellow fever mosquito)
Lineage: Eukaryota; Metazoa; Arthropoda; Insecta; Diptera; Culicidae
Gene: rtv
Product: protein quiver
Exons: 3
Coding region: 217-678 (153 amino acids)
Biological process (GO): sleep; positive regulation of voltage-gated potassium channel activity; regulation of synaptic transmission, cholinergic
Source: RefSeq, a predicted model, not a curated record
CUCUCACCUACACAUUCAACGCUCCCCCAAAGAAACCAAUCUUGACUUGACAGAAGAAGUACCACGAACACAGAGCGUUGCAGUCACUGCGAGCAGAUACCACUCCACUUUUCAUCGAAUUGAUUACUUCCUCGUUGUGUGGCACGUAAUAAUUGGACACAUUCUGGGUGCCAGCUCGUAGAUCUACGCACAUCCGGAGUAGUAUAGAAUCUAGCGAUGUGGAAACGGUGUGAUUUGGCGCUUCUUUCGCUUGGAGUGAUACUGCUUUCUAACCAGAUCUCCCAGGCCAAUGCUCUGCUGAAGCGGUGCUAUCAAUGCAGAUCGCGAGGCGAACUCGGCAGCUGCAAGGAUCCAUUCACAUUCAAUGCAACACAGGCAGAGAACGAACGGGGCGUGACGGCCGUUCCAUGCGCCUCCGGUUGGUGCGGGAAGGUGAUCGAGGGCCAAGGAUCCUUCCGGGAGGAUGAUUACGAUAUGGCGACGCAGCGUAUGUGCGUUCAAAGAGGUCCAUCGGAUUCGGAAGAUCGGUGCGCCUAUACCGUGUACAACUACAAGAAGGUCUACAUGUGCUUCUGCCAAGGUGAUCUGUGCAAUGGUGAUUCGCGAAUGUCCACAAAUGCUGCAAUGAUGGCGGCAACGGUGAUCAGUGUCCUGGUCACGGUGUUGAGAUUUCAUUGACUUAGGUGCAACCAUCAGUAAGUUGAAAAAUCGCAAAAAUUAAAACCGUACUCAUUGCAAAUUGCGUACAGAAGGGAUUGUAAAAUGUUCAUAUACAUAUAUUUAUUUCUAAUGUUUUCUAGAACUAAAUAAACGAUUCAAAAAGGAGGUAUUAUUAUUAUCAAGGCUGAUCAA